AUGAAUUUCAAUACUCGUGACUUGGUUUUGGCUCUAUUGUGUGCCUUCCUUGGUAGCGUUAAAGGUUUGCUAGUAUCAAAAGUAAAAUCUUUGGGGCCAAUUGAAAUUUUUGGACUAAGAAGCUUAGGAGCAACAUGUCUCAUUAUACCCAUAAUCAUUUUCUGGAACUAUAAACUAUGGUACGACUACAAAAGUAAUUUGAUACUUCUAGCAAGAUCGAUUGUUGGUAACAUAGCCGUUUGUAGCUACUAUUUUGGCUUCGCUUAUCUGCCAAUUGCUGAAGCAUCACUUCUGUUUUAUUCAACGCCUGUAUUCACAAUCUUUAUUGGAUGCAUAUUUCUGAAGGAAAAAUGUGGACUAAGUGAAAUGGUAUCUGUCAUCUUUUCAUUAUUGGGAAUCAUACUGGUGUGUUUUCCAGACUUCACAUUUGAUUCAGCCAGAGGUACUACAGAUACUUUCAAAGGCGUGGCUGGAUCAAUUAUUGGUGCCAUUGCGCAAGCCGUUGCAUUAGCUGUGGUCAGAAAAAUAACUUUCAUACCUCCAGCAGUAGUUAGUUUCUGGUGGGCUCUAGUAGGAAUUCCAUUUUCUGCUGCUCUCAACAGUCUUCACACUGGAAGACUUCAUUCCUGGGAAUGUGGGAUGGAAGCCUGGAUCCUCAUAUUGAUUGCUGUGAUAGGUUUCGUUAGUGAACUAUGCCUCGUAGCGGCAUUGAAAUCAACUGAUGCUGUUAUUGUAUCAAUAGCACUUACAUCGGAGAUUUUAUGGGCUUUCAUUCUACAAAUAUAUGUGAAUAAUGAAUGGCCAGAAUUUUGGUGUAUUCUUGGAGGUAUGGCAAUUGUGUUUUCUAUUUCUUUGUCACCUAUAGUUACUUGCAUAUCUUCGAAAAAAAGCAAGUUUGAUGUCGGUAAUGAACAAUCUGAAAAUGUUACCAAUUAA
Argiope bruennichi is the source of this 936-nucleotide messenger RNA. RefSeq names its product solute carrier family 35 member G1-like. The record is from RefSeq and is a predicted model, not a curated record. The transcript has a single exon. Bases 1 to 936 code for a protein of 311 amino acids. Gene Ontology annotation, cellular component: membrane. NCBI's taxonomy places the organism in Eukaryota, Metazoa, Arthropoda, Arachnida, Araneae, Araneidae.